AUGUUCUCAGAUAAUUCACAUGGCCUUGACUGUGGUCAGCAAUGGUUCCCUAGUUUAGAACUAGGCCAUUGGUUGUACCAAACUGAACUGGUUGAGAAUGAAUGUUACCAAGUAAUCUUAGACCGUAUUAACAGAGCUGACUAUUGCCCUGAGUGUUACCCUGAUAAUCCUGCUAAUAGAAGCCUUGUCCUUCCUUGGUCUUUCCCACUUGAGUGGGCUCCCCAAAAUCUUACCAGGUGGACCUUUGAAAAAGCUUGCCACCCAUUUCUUCUGGGUCCUCCACUGGUUAGAAAAAGGAUACAUGACUCUAGAGUUGCUGGUUUUAACCCUGCAUUACAGUUAAUCCUGACCAGAACAGACAAAACCUUAAACAAAAAACUUGGCCAAAGCAAAUAACUUCUUAAACAGUCAAAACAUCAUGGAGACUCUAGAGGGUUUUGUACUAGUAGCCCAAGGGAGGUGGAAAAAUGACUCCUUUGUAAAUCUGAUCCAGACUGUCACUACUUUGGGAAACUUUAAAUUGUUGGAUCUGCUUCCAGGGUCUGUGCAUCUCUUUUUUUUUUUUUUUUUU
This is a messenger RNA of Hippopotamus amphibius kiboko, 571 nucleotides long. RefSeq names its product torsin-1A-interacting protein 2-like. Lineage: Eukaryota; Metazoa; Chordata; Mammalia; Artiodactyla; Hippopotamidae. The transcript has a single exon. The record is from RefSeq and is a predicted model, not a curated record. Bases 1 to 396 code for a protein of 131 amino acids.